AUGAUUCAGCGCUGCCAGCUGAGCAGCGCCGCAAAUUGCUUUCUCAACUCUCACCGCGAAGAUGACGAUACUGGCUCCGUUUCGAUGAAACAUCCUACGGCUGCAUACUACGAUGGUCACAAUUGGAAAUCAGCUGCGUCUGUUGCGAGGGAGCUCGAGCAUCAAAGAUACGCCGUGUUCAAGGAAAUUCAGCGCAUGGAGACGCAGAUAAGAGACUCGGUUGAGAGAAUCCAUCUUGGUUAUCCAAAGGCAAGGAAGGUAGAACCUACACCCAAGAAGCAGGAGAUCGCACCACGAGGCUCUGCUAGAGCUGCCAAUGUCCGCGCACACUCGCAGACACCCUUCAUUUUGAAUCCCGGUCCAACCCGCUAUUCCGAGUGGCCUAGCCGCUUUGCAAAUUCUCACCUCUCCGAGCACACUGGCAGGUUGGGGAUACCAGUAUAUCAUGAACAUAGAGACGUGCAAUGGAGCGGGGAAUAUUUGAAAAUGAUGAGAGUAGGCGCCCACGAUAAUGGACGCAUUGAUCAACGAUAUUCCGUACAGAAUUACUAUGAGCAUGUUUUGGAUAACAUCCAGACGCUCGAUCGUUCUCGUGGAAAUGGGUUUGUUUUGAAUGAGAUGGCUUUAUAUUGGUCGCAAAAAUUACCAAGAACCAUGGCAGCAAUAAAUGAUGCAUUCCUCCUUGGAACAAAUGAUAAGAGGAUGAGGAAAGUCCAGAAUACAUCGUCCAACCUGAAAAAUAUUUAUAAACGUAAUCAGCUCAAGAGAAAACUAAUUUCUGGGGCCGAUAGAGGUGCGAAGAAAGCGCAGAGAAUGGCCAAUCUCCUCAGAGAACUUAAGAAGUCCCCGUUCCUCCGGGAACAGAUUGAGCAGUUCGAAUAUAUAAAGGAAAGAGGCGGGGACGGUUAUUUGGAAGUCAAGCAUCAUUUAAGUGCGGUGCCUGGAUACAUGUCUCAUGAGUUUAAAAAUGAGCGUCUGCCGGUUAACGGAUUGUGGAACGGGAUUGGACCUGGUAAUGGAGUCAAACGUGAGCGCACCGGUUCCGUAUGGUCUUCCCAUGACCCUUAUGGUGUGCGUAGCUCGUUGAGGAUGGUGAAUAAUGCUAGUAGUGACUUUCAAGAAGAGUACGUCACGAAGGCGACUUAUGGUCCACCAACUUCGAUACAUACAGUAGAUGACGCGGCCGAACCAAUGGAGGAAGAGUCGGAUCCAGACGAGGCAGAUUUGGACGAGUCAGAUGUAGAAGAUACAUAUUCAGACGAGACAUUUUCAUACGAGACAUCUUCAGACGAGGAUUUUUUCCCGAUGGAUUUAGAUAGGCCUGAAACAGAGGAGAGUGAAUCAAUGGAAUACUAA
This is a messenger RNA of Botrytis deweyae, 1356 nucleotides long. RefSeq lists its product as uncharacterized. The coding region runs from base 1 to 1356 and encodes 451 amino acids. The transcript has 3 exons. NCBI's taxonomy places the organism in Eukaryota, Fungi, Ascomycota, Leotiomycetes, Helotiales, Sclerotiniaceae. The record is from RefSeq and is a predicted model, not a curated record.